Molecule: messenger RNA, 488 nt
Organism: Drosophila erecta
Lineage: Eukaryota; Metazoa; Arthropoda; Insecta; Diptera; Drosophilidae
Product: vasotab
Exons: 2
Coding region: 135-461 (108 amino acids)
Source: RefSeq, a predicted model, not a curated record
UUUCGGAUUGCAUAGGUAAUUAAUAGCUGAUCCCAUACAAAAACGGGUUGAACUGUAUUUAUCUGAACACUAUUAAAUGUUCAUUGAGUUUAACAGCUGUAAUCAGAACCAGUUCUAUAUCAAUAUAUAUCUAAAUGCUUAUAAAAGCUCAUCACGUUGUAACGAUCAGUCAGACUGACUCUCACAUUUCUCCAAAAAUGAAGUCGUUUUUUGUUAUUUUCGGUGUGCUUCUUAUCUCAACUCAGAUAGCUGCACAAACCACGUCGGGAUGUCCUGAAAUCUGUCCUGCAGUUUACAGUCCUGUCUGUGUAGAAGCUACGAUCAAUGGAAAAUUGGUUCGAUGCUUAUUCAGCAAUAGCUGCCAAGUAGGUGUCAGCACCUGUCGUCGUGGAAUAAAUUGGUGCAAACAAAAUGAGGAAAAAUGCGAAAAAAGUUCUCCCACCUGUAGUCAGUACCGCUGAGCUAAAAAUAAAUUUCGAAAGUAAACA